This is a messenger RNA of Daucus carota subsp. sativus, 2827 nucleotides long. RefSeq lists its product as uncharacterized. NCBI's taxonomy places the organism in Eukaryota, Viridiplantae, Streptophyta, Magnoliopsida, Apiales, Apiaceae. The record is from RefSeq and is a predicted model, not a curated record. The transcript has 18 exons. Bases 122 to 2521 code for a protein of 799 amino acids.
AGGUAAAAACAAAAAGGGAAACGGCCCGAGUUUUUAGCAGGAGCCGAGCUGACAACAGCAGAAAUGAAGGAAUGAAGAAAAAAGUGAUUGUAAUAUCUUCUUCUAACUAAAGCAUCCGAUUAUGAAGGCCAGAUCAGCCGCUAAAUCUCAACUCAUCAACACUCCUAUCAUCAAUCUCGAUAUCAAAAGGGAUGCUUAUGGUUUUGCUGUUAGACCUCAACACGUCCACAGAUACCGUGAAUAUGCUAAUAUCUACAAGGAAGAAGAGAUGGAAAGAUCAGAUAGGUGGAAAGACUUUCUGGAACGGCAAGCAGAGUGUGCUGAGUUGCCUGUAAAAGGGUUAUCCGUGGAGGAAAAUCGUCCGGCAUUGCAUGCUGAGGCAAAUGAAGUUGAGGCUGAUGCUAGCCUGGAAAAUGGUAUUGCAGGGGUUGUAUCAGAUAGCAAGAAGUCUAAAGCUGAUUGCUUGACCGAAAAUGUAGUAGAAAAUGAUGAAGUGCCACCAAUUAAGCUAGAUAAAAUUUGUGAAAACCUAACAUGGACUAAGAUCAGACCAUCCCUUGGCAUAAUAGAAGAUAUGAUGAGUAGUCGUGUGAAGAAGACCAUUAACAAAAUUACAAAAGAUGAGCAAACUAUAAGCCAUCUUUCGGUUGAAGAUUCCAGACCUGCCAAAGGAGGACGUGUAGAAGACUCUGGAGAUGAUUUUUAUGAUGUUGACAAAUCUGAAUCAUUUCACAAAGUACCUUUGAGUGAUAGCGUUAGUGCCCUUGAUAAUGAUAUUGGUGGUAAUGUACCUAAUUUUGAAUCUUUCAUUCCAUGGAAAGAAGAACUGGAGUGUCUUGUUCAAGGGGGAGUUCCAAUGGCUCUGAGGGGAGAGCUUUGGCAAGCUUUUGUGGGAGCGAGGACUCGUAGAGUGGAGAAAUAUUAUCAAAAUUUGCUAGAUCAGGACAAUGGUGGUAUAUCUGUUCAUCAAAAUUCAGAUAUAGACAACCCUCUGGGUUCUUUAGCAGAAGAGUUCAUCUGCAUACCUGAGAAAUGGAAAGUGCAAAUCGAGAAGGAUUUGCCUCGAACUUUCCCAGGCCAUCCUGCUCUGGAUGAGGACGGUAGAAAUGCUUUGAGGCGUCUACUUACAGCAUAUGCUCGGCAUAAUCCAUCUGUUGGUUACUGCCAGGCCAUGAAUUUUUUUGCAGGAUUAUUACUGCUUCUGAUGCCUGAGGAAAAUGCAUUCUGGACUUUGUUGGGCAUCCUUGAUGACUAUUUUGACGGUUAUUAUUCAGAGGAAAUGAUAGAAUCUCAGGUUGACCAGCAAGUUUUUGAGGAGCUGGUGCGAGAAAGAUUUCCAAAAUUAGUCAAUCAUCUAGAUUACCUUGAAGUGCCGGUAGCAUCGGUCACUGGACCAUGGUUUCUCUCAAUAUUUAUGAAUAUGAUGCCAUGGGAAAGUGUUCUUAGAGUUUGGGAUGUGCUUUUAUUUGAGGGAAAUCGUGUAAUGGUGUUUCGAACAGCACUUGCUUUGUUGGAGUUAUAUGGACCUGCAUUAGUUACAACCAAGGAUGCCGGAGAUGCAGUUACUCUGCUGCAAUCACUUGCUGGUUCGACAUUUGAUAGCAGUCAACUUGUCUUGACAGCUUGUAUGGGUUAUCCAAAUGUAAAUGAAUCCAGAUUACAGGAACUAAGAAAUAAGAAUCGACCAGCUGUAAGAGCUGCUGCAGAGGAAAGAUCAAGUAGGCUUAAAGCUUUGAGUGGUUCUGCCAAUUCAGAUAAAUUGGCUAUAAAUAGUAAUGAGGAUCCAGAGCAUGAUUCUGUUCCAGAUCUUCAAGAGCAGGUCGUGUGGCUGAAGGUUGAAUUAUGCAAGUCGCUGGAGGAGAAACGUUCUGCUGUACUAAGAGCCGAGGAGUUGGAAACAGCAUUAAUGGAGAUGGUGAAGCAGGAUAAUCGACGACAACUGAGUGCAAAGGUUGAACGAUUAGAGAGAGUUAUUGUUGAGCUUCGUGAGGCCCUAUUAAAUAAGCAUGAACAAGAAAACGCCAUGCUUCAGGUCCUGAUGAGAGUAGAGAAUGACCAAAGGGUAACAGAAGAUGCUCGUCUAUUUGCUGAGCAAGAUGCAGCUGCGCAAAGAUAUGCUGCUCAGAUGCUUCAGGAAAAAUACGAAGCAGCUACUGCUUCGUUAGCAGAGAUGGAGAAUAGGGUUGUUAUGGCUGAAUCAAUGUUAGAAGCUACCUUGCAGUAUCAGUCCAAACAACACAAGCCACGACCUACCCAACGAUCCAUUCAACAAGAUUCAUCUGCAGUUCAAAACAUUCAAGCUCCUCUACAAGAUUCCCCGGAAAGGAAACUUGGUCUAUUAUCUAGACCAUUUGGAAGUGGCUGGCGUGAUAGGCAUAAGCAACAGGGCAAGAGCACCAAUAAUAGUGAUGGACCAAAUGAACAAAAAGAACACAUGACUACCCCAGAGGGAGAGAGUCUAAGUACACAGACAAGGGACAUACAAGCCGCCUCCGCCCCCCAGGUUCAGGAGGCAAAAUAAGGAAUCAACUACAAGUUCCCUCUGCAAUUCACUGGAGAGAUGUUCUUCAUAUUAAUAUUCGUUUUCCCAAUCUUCAAGGAAUUAGUUUUGAUUUUAGUUUGUUUAUCCUUUUCCUAUAUAGUUCACCAAGGAAACUCUCAAGUCAAUUUCACAACACAUAGUUUUAUUUUUUCUAGUCAAUCUAUAUAAUAUAGGUUAGUGUAAAACAAAAUUUUGCAAAGAACGUUUGCUUAAUUUUACAAAAUUGUAUAAUUAAUAUCUAAACAAUUAAAUAGUUUCAACUCCCUUUUUGGGAAAGUUCUGUCA